AUGUUAAAGUAAAGAGAUUAAGAAAAAGUAGCCAAAAUUAGAGAAAACUAAGUGUAGCUGAUAUCUUCUUUGCAAAAAGCAGAGCAAAGCGCUGAAUUAAUUUUUAGUAGACUGGUUAAUCAGAAUAUUAAGCAAGCUGAGACUAUAAAAAAUAUAAAUUAAGAUGUUGUAUAAAUAGAAAAUCAAGUAGAAAAAAUGAAAGCAAGGAUAGAGAAUAUCACAUCUAAAAUAUUGAAUUUGGUAGAAAUAAAUGAACAAGUAAAUAGGGAAGUGAUGAAUAGAUAAGCUGCAGUAGUAAUAUAAAAAUGUGCCAUAGAAAUUGAAUAAUAUUAAAAUAAAAAACAAAAAGAUUUGGAAGAUUUAAAAUAGAAUUUUAGUAAAUUAGCAUGA
This is a messenger RNA of Tetrahymena thermophila SB210, 390 nucleotides long. RefSeq lists its product as hypothetical. The record is from RefSeq and is a predicted model, not a curated record. NCBI's taxonomy places the organism in Eukaryota, Ciliophora, Oligohymenophorea, Hymenostomatida, Tetrahymenidae. The transcript has a single exon.